Symbiodinium sp. CCMP2456 is the source of this 672-nucleotide messenger RNA. The record is from the annotation of a GenBank genome assembly. Lineage: Eukaryota; Dinophyceae; Suessiales; Symbiodiniaceae.
AUGGCGGGCACCAGGAAACUUGAAUCUUGCAUUGCCUAUAGUCUGCGGCAUGCCAAGAAAGCUGGGUGGGAAGAGGUCGCCGAUUUCUUGUCCAGUGCUCUCUUUCAUGCAACGAAGUGCCGCAACCACAGACAUCCCGUUCGUCUCUACUCCGCAUUAGGGCUUGACAUGGAGCUGCAUGAGUCGCUCAACGGUGGCAAGAUCGAUGACCAUUUCUCUUCGCAACGAGGCACCGCAGUGGAUUCUGCAUCGCAGCAGUUGUUAGGCACUUCAGUGGACUCCGCAACACAGACUGUGGAAGAGGUUUUCACCAACGAUGAGUGUCAACGCAUUACGGAAGGCUUGGUUGAGAAAUUGAUGAAGCAAACCUAUGCCACGGUACAGUUGCUCUCGGACCGGUUACAAACUCUUGAAGGAAACCCGCCUGGUUUGGAAGCCACAUCGAGUUGCCAUGCUGUGGGUGCUGCGCGAGAUGCUGAAGCAAAUUCUUCAAGAUGCAUUGGUGCACACUUGGCUCAGGCAGUGCACCAACUCCCGUCUUCACUCUCAUCAAGAGUAUCUCUGGCAACAGAUGAUGCCCACGCCGUGGAACGAUUGCGCGAGGAGCACAUACUGAGGCGAAGAGCGAUGAAGGAGCAAAGACGACGAGCGCGACAACAGCAUAAUGACUAG